AUGCGCCUCGUCGUCGCUUCCCUACGCCAGGCGCUAAGUCGUCGCGCCUUCUCUCACUCGGUCAGCCAUGCUUCGACACCUACCUCAGUACCUCGUGUAGCCUCGGUCUGGCAAUCCGUCAUUCCCAAGGCCUUCAGAAAACCCGACGACCCCGUCUCUGUCGCCGAACGCCAGAAGGCCCAAGCAAUGAAGUCCAAGGAUUGGAACCCUGCUACCUUCUUCAUUGUUAUUGCGCUUCUGAUCGGCUCAAACGCUAUCCAGAUGAUUGCCUUGAGAAAUGAACGUCAAGGUUUCACACGCAAGACAGAAGCGAAGAUUGCUCUCCUCCGGGAGACGAUCGACCGUGUUCACCGUGGAGAAGAUGUCGAUGUGGAACGCAUCCUAGGAACUGGCGACCCGGAAAAGGAGCAAGAAUGGGAGGAGGUCAUGCAAGAACUCGAGUCGGACAACAUUCUGUGGAAGAAGAAGAGGGGUCCACAGGCACAGCAACAAGACGAAGCUCCAGCUCAAGCUCAACAGGCAUUGGCAGUCGAGAGUCCUAAGAUGGUCACACAGGUUUCCACUCCCGAGCCUCAAACUGCUGCUCGACGACCUGGUUUCUUCUAG
This is a messenger RNA of Aureobasidium musti, 606 nucleotides long. The record is from the annotation of a GenBank genome assembly. Lineage: Eukaryota; Fungi; Ascomycota; Dothideomycetes; Dothideales; Saccotheciaceae.